AUGGCUGAGAACAGCAUGAAAGUACAAGACGUUAUCCAUCUCGACAAGAUUGAUGAUGAUAUCGAACACGCUUUUGUCGGUGACAGGAUCGCCGAGGAAAAGAAGCUUCUAAAGAAGAUCGAUAUGAGGAUGAUGCCAAUGAUGAUGCUUAUCUACGUACUGAACUACCUUGAUCGCAACAAUAUCGCGGUCGCUCGUCUCGGCUCCUUCGAGACGGAUCUUGGUCUCCAUGGAACUCAAUACAACACCAUCAUCUCCAUCUUCUUUGUUGGGUAUAUUCUCACGCAGGUGCCGACCAACAUGGUCUUGGACAAAGUCAAGCCAUCCAUCUUCCUCCCUUUAAUCAUGUGCUGUUGGGGUGUGGUCAGCGCCUGUUCCGCAGCGGUCCAGAACUACCAAGGGAUGAUUCUCCUAAGAUUUUGCUUGGGUUUUGUUGAAGCACCUUUUUCCGUAGCUGGGUCACUCUUCUUAUUCUCCUCGUGGUACACAAAGAAAGAGCUUGCAAAACGUAUAUCUAUCCUUUACGCAGCCGGUCAGAUGGCAGGCGCAUUUGGGGGACUUUUGGGAAGCGCCAUCAUGGGUGAGAUGGAUGGUAAAGCAGGACUACCUGCCUGGCGAUGGCUCUUCAUCAUCGAAGGAACUGCCACAAUCCCAAUCGCUUUCGCUGCCGCAUUCAUACUGCCGGACUAUCCAGAUACCACAAAAUGGCUGACUGAGCAAGAGAGACGCCUCGCGAUUCUUCGAAUCGCGGAAGAUGCAAAUGAACAAGAUGUCCACAAAUCCAGUUCUCGCGAAGGCUUGAAGCUGGCGUUCACCGACCCAUCGCUCUACAUCUUGUGGUUCAUGCAAUUGAGCUUGAACACUGCUGCAGCAUUCACCAACUUUUUCCCUACCAUUGUCAAAACACUUGGGUACAACAAGACACAAACCCUGCUAUUGUCAGCUCCCCCAUAUGUUUUCGCGGCCAUUCUGGGCAUCACAAACUCGUGGCACUCCGACAAGACCCGGGAGCGGUGGCUCCAUGUUGUCUGGCCUCAAAUUUUCUGCAGCGUAGGAUUCAUCAUCUCUGCAGUGACACUCAAUGUGGCAGCCCGAUACACCGCAACAUUCAUGAUGAUGUCCGUCUACGGCAGCUUCGGAUGCAUCCUUUCUUGGGUCUCAUCGACUUUGCCUCGUCCGUCCUCCAAACGUGCGGUCGCAUAUGCUGUUGUCAAUGCUGGUUCAAACUUGGCAUCGAUAUAUGCCUCAUACAUCUAUCCAGCGUCUCAAGGACCACGUUACUGGCAGGCCAACGUUGUCAAUGUCGCAUUCUCAGCCGCUUGCAUUGCACUUGCCACCCUCCUCCGCAUCUAUCUCGGCUGGAGAAACAGAAAACUCGAGCAUGCUAGCGAUGAAGAUGACAGAAUUGAUGGUACAGCUGUGGGAACGCGAGUGACUGCUUUGGCACAUCGUUGGCAAUGUCAUCCCGAUUACAGAUACACGCUGUGA
Molecule: messenger RNA, 1488 nt
Organism: Aureobasidium musti
Lineage: Eukaryota; Fungi; Ascomycota; Dothideomycetes; Dothideales; Saccotheciaceae
Source: the annotation of a GenBank genome assembly